AUGCACGAGGACGAGGAAGAGGUGCCUCUGGUUGAACCGCCUGCUCCACCAGUGGAUAUUUUACAUCUGGCAAGGUUGGUCAAGGAGGUUUCCAAGCUUGGAGCUGUCCCUUUUAAGGGGAGUACCGAUCAUUUAGAGGCUUAUCAGUGGGUCAGGAAUUUGCAGAACUGUUUCAGAAUGGUCGUCUGCACUAGUGUUGAGAAGAAGGACGUCGCAACCAUCACGCUGAGAGAUGAGGCUCGUGUUUGGUGGGAUUUUGUUGAGAGGAGUGAAGACGUGACUGCCAUGUCCUGGGAGGAAUUCGAGAGGUGCUUCAAGGAAAAGUACUUUCCUAGGUCCGUUGUGGAGCGAUUGGAGAAGGAGUUUCUAGAGUUAACUCAGGGGAAUAUGACUGUUCGGGAUUACGAGGCAGAGUUCUCUCGGAUGUAUCAUUUCAUAAGACCAUGGGAUGCCGAAAGGUUAGCUAAACACUUUCAGAGAGGGUUGAAUGAGAACCUUCGGGUUGCAGUAGCAUCUUUUGAGUUAGCGACUGUGGCAUAA
Rosa chinensis is the source of this 540-nucleotide messenger RNA. RefSeq lists its product as uncharacterized. NCBI's taxonomy places the organism in Eukaryota, Viridiplantae, Streptophyta, Magnoliopsida, Rosales, Rosaceae. The transcript has a single exon. The coding region runs from base 1 to 540 and encodes 179 amino acids. The record is from RefSeq and is a predicted model, not a curated record.